This is a messenger RNA of Haliotis rufescens (red abalone), 1155 nucleotides long. RefSeq names its product caffeoyl-CoA O-methyltransferase-like. Bases 233 to 1051 code for a protein of 272 amino acids. The record is from RefSeq and is a predicted model, not a curated record. NCBI's taxonomy places the organism in Eukaryota, Metazoa, Mollusca, Gastropoda, Lepetellida, Haliotidae. Gene Ontology annotation, molecular function: S-adenosylmethionine-dependent methyltransferase activity; O-methyltransferase activity. The transcript is spliced from 6 exons.
CUGACACAGACGCACGAGUCUCGCCGCACUGGCACGCGCGUUCAGUAACAUCACCUAACAGGCCAGCGAGCUGAAUAAAUAACAUCAACAUUCCUUCUUUGAUUGUCUCCAGAGACCGGCACCACAGCUCUGAAGGAUCGUCGCAACUCUUUCGGGUCAGGGUUCAGAGGUCAGUAACCUGGUCAGUUGACAACGGGGACCAGAGAGCGGCUGAUUUCACCAAGUUUGAAUAAUGACCUCACAAAGCUCUCUGAAACUCAUCAACAAGGUCCGGACCUUGGACCCGGCGAGUAAGUUGCUGGAACAGCUAUAUACCAGGGCAGAUAACCCCGACACGCCCCCAGAUGUGAGGGCAACGAUAGGAAGAGCGCUGGAACUGAUAGACACCCGUGAAGAAUACAGUCGAGAGAUGACGUAUGCCGAUUCGCCAGGUGCCCGGAUGAUCUGCGAGAAGACCUACGCCAUGCCAUGGCAGCAGCUGUACAAAGAGGGCAAGGUGGGAGCAGAGUUCAGUGCCCUUUGGCUGAGCGGCACCGGAGAAGGUCAGAUUCUUCAGUUCUUGAUCCGAAUGCAAAAAGCUAAAAGAGCUCUGGAGAUCGGGAUGUUUACAGGAUAUGUUGCAAUGGCGAUGGCGGAGGCACUUCCGGAAGAUGGUGCUGUUGUCACGUGCGAGUUCGAACCAUAUUUAGUUGAGAUUGCCAGGAAGUGGUUCGAUGAGACGCCAUCCGGGAAGAGAAUAGACAUUCGUCAAGGUCCAGCGCUAGACUCCCUGGACCAGCUGGCCGCGGAGGGUCAGACAUUCGACGUCGUGUACCUGGACGCUGACAAGCCCAACUACACAGCGUACUUCAAGAAGCUGCUGGACCUUGAUCUUCUGGCUGCGGGUGGAACGUUGAUGGCGGACAACAGCUUGUACUAUGGCUACCCGUACACCCAGCCCGGCUCCACGGUGGAUUUGUUCAACAAGGCGGUGAUGGAAGACUCCCGGGUGGAGCAGAUUGUGUUGCCUCUUUUCGACGGUGUAUCCUUGAUCAGGAGGAAGGGGGAAUAACUUAUGUGCAAAGUGAAGAUAACUCUGCCUGCUGAUAUAUAGUCGCCUUAUAUGCAAGAGUCUUCAUUGUAAUGAAAAUGUGGUAAAUAAAAGUAUAAAUACCA